This is a messenger RNA of Rotaria sordida, 489 nucleotides long. The record is from the annotation of a GenBank genome assembly. Lineage: Eukaryota; Metazoa; Rotifera; Eurotatoria; Philodinida; Philodinidae.
AUGGACGAAGAAAAUCUCGAUUCGUUCAAAAAAUUAUUCUUUGAUAAUGCUCUUGGUAAUAUAAAGUCAUCACCACAUACAGGUAAACAACGUCGAUGGCGUGCUAAGAAAAAAGAUCAACAUCAUCGUACUCAAUUAUCUCUACAUCGUUUACUAGUUGAACAAAUGGUCCUUUAUUCCCUAAUAGGCGUUAAUAUACAACUUGAUAAAAUCGCAAGUGAUUCUGUCUUUACGAAUCAUUUAACAUUAAUGAAACGUUCGUCGAAUGGUGAUAUCUAUCCAUUGGCUAAAUCAAUCCUUGAUCGCUUCUGUUUACAAAUAUUGCCUAAAAUUCAACAUAAAAUCAAGUGGCUCAACCUUGAAUCAUUAUCUAUAAAACGUAUUCUUCUAGCUGGCUACUAUCCUAACUUACGUGGAUUUGGUCUUUUUAUUGUUGAACCUGAAACAGUUGCACAUCUGUUUGUUGGUAAGAAUCUUUAUUUUGAUUGA